Messenger RNA from Echinococcus granulosus, 564 nucleotides. RefSeq names its product Deoxynucleoside kinase. The record is from RefSeq and is a predicted model, not a curated record. Bases 1 to 564 code for a protein of 187 amino acids. Gene Ontology annotation, molecular function: ATP binding; deoxynucleoside kinase activity. Gene Ontology annotation, cellular component: cytoplasm; mitochondrion. Gene Ontology annotation, biological process: nucleobase-containing compound metabolic process. NCBI's taxonomy places the organism in Eukaryota, Metazoa, Platyhelminthes, Cestoda, Cyclophyllidea, Taeniidae. The transcript is spliced from 7 exons.
AUGCCUAACAGAUUUGUUCAAAUUGCUGUCGAAGGCAAUGUUGGUAGUGGUAAAACGACAUUUCUUCGCUAUUUUGAGAGCCUUUCUCCAAACGUAGAAGUUUUUCCUGAGCCUAUUGAUCAGUGGAAUAAUGUUAAAGGCUUCCGCCUAUUUACCUCAAAAAUUCGGCUCGUUGAGCGUUCUAUUUACAGUAAUCGCUAUGUUUUCACAGAGGUUAAUCGACGAAAUGGUGUUCUCACGGAUGGUGACUGCGAAAUUCUUAACGAAUAUUACGAAUGGAGUUGUCAGUUGCCAAUUUUCAAGUUGGAUCUAAUUGUUUAUCUUCGCUCCACACCCGAGGUCUGUGUGAAACGAAUUCGAAGGCGUCAACGAACAGGAGAGGAUACCAUGUCGAUUGAAUUCCUGAGAGAGGUACACAGACUUCAUGAGGAAUGGUUACUAGGAAAAUACUCCGAGUAUUGCCCUGCUCCUGUUGUGAUUUUCGAUACUUCAGGAUCUCUGGACAAUGUUACUUCAACCUAUUUCAAACGAAAAGACGAAAUUCUUUGCACAGUUCUAGUUUAG